This is a messenger RNA of Athalia rosae (coleseed sawfly), 2339 nucleotides long. RefSeq lists its product as uncharacterized. The record is from RefSeq and is a predicted model, not a curated record. Bases 701 to 2143 code for a protein of 480 amino acids. NCBI's taxonomy places the organism in Eukaryota, Metazoa, Arthropoda, Insecta, Hymenoptera, Athaliidae. The transcript has 7 exons.
AGUCAUGGUUUAUUUUAUUCAAUCCUAUUCCUCCGAGAUCGCCAAACGCCUCUACGGAAUUCCUCGAGUCACGUUUAUUGUGAUUGCGAUUCGUCAUUUUUCAACCAAAUCGCGAUUUCGAAGUUAUCAACGCCCACAAGAGUCUCCAAGUUAUUUCGCAUCAAAUGCUAGCCCCCCAUUUCUCGCGGAGCUUUCGACGUACGAGAUCUUAGGACGCUAGGACGCAACGUAAGAAGCAAUCGCCCCAGUGAAUCGCCAACUUGUGGCGGAUCUCAAUUCUGGCAACUGUGAGCAUACGUUGUAUACAUAUGUAUAAGUACGUACUUACAUACAUACGUUGUAACGUCACAGCUGCGAAAAAAAGUUUUAUUCAUGAAUACGCCGAAACUUUGAACGAGAGUUCCAAAAAUAUGAAUCGUUCAAUUUUCAAUUUUAAAUGAUCGCGUAGGCCGCGGUAUUGACAACCGAAUUUUGCUGUUCUUUUCAUAAUUGUUUCUUUCCAUCAUUUCGUGUAAUAAGCUAAACCGGACCUACCCCUAUUCUCCGAUGUCGUACGUUCAGCUGCAGGCAUACGUGGACUAAAAACGGUCUUUGAAGUGGCGCCGAUAAACCAAAGAUAUCGGAUGUCCGCAGCAGCUACUGUUUCCGGCGCGGUUAAAAGAACGAUCUUUGAACCGAAGCCCGAGUACAGGGUACAAAAAUGACGCAGUGCUGCGGCACUUGGAACACGGAUUGCUGCCCCCAGCACCAUCCAAUAACCGUAACUUUCGAAAAUCUCAGAACAAAGUAUUCGAUAAAUGAGGACAUCUGUAUUGACUACACCCUGCACGGACACGUGGCUCAGGCUUCUACGCGUGAUUGGAUCGGAAUUUUUCCGCGAGGGUGGAUGAACCUCCAACAUUAUUUGACUUUUGAAUACGCUCUCGUAGCACCGCGAGCGGUCUCCUUACCUAAGAGGACGAUUCUCUUCCCGCGCGUCUUCCAUCAGGAGGCAACUUUGAACACCGAUUAUCAAUUAGUCUACAUUAGUAAGGAAAUUCAGGUACUAGCAGUGAGCUCAUACUUCCGGUUCUUUCGAGAAGAGGAUGUCAACGAAGCGAAACACGCGCUUCAUGUGCCCGAGUACGCGAUAAGCAAUUCCAUUCUAGACAAACGAGAGACCUACGCUGACCAACCAGACGCCUACGGAUGGGCGCCUCCCCCCAAAAUAGUACUGUCAGAUCAAAGUCUCCUGUCUGUACGACCUUCAAAGUCAAUCCCCAGCAACCCUCGUUUCCCUCGUACUUGUAAGAGCUGUGGAAGGCCGCGGGAGAAGAUUUCAGGAAAUGGAAUAGGUCGUACGCGGUUUCUAGCAACUCACAAUGCCUCUUUAGCAGAAAGGGUAGCCAGACUCGAAAGAGAUUUGGCCCUCGCAGAGGGUACUAAAUGUAGUAUAGCCGCAAAACUCCGAGCCUACGAGAGCUUUGUUGGAGAAAUGCUAAAAUCGUUGGCAACGAAACGAACGGUAAAAAUUACAGACGCAUCGGGAAAAGAGAUUUUAAUCCAGCGUUUGGCUAAGGCUGAAGAUGAACAACAGCCAGUUGUCAGUACUUUGGAAACGGCUAAUCAUCCCGAAGAAGAAAACCAUCGGCCAGCGAUAGAACAAAACCGCAAGGAUUCACAAUGUCCCACAAAUGUGAGAAUAUAUAAGGAUUUUGGAGAAAUUGGUGGUAUACAUUUUUUCUUAAAUAAGGAUCGAGCUUCAUUUGGGGAUUACGUGUCGGAGGAGAAGCUUCUUCCGACAAAAAACGAACAGGAGGUGCCGGGGACGGAGAGUGGUGUAGUGGAUGGAUUCGUGUCUGAAAAAACGCAGAUUGUUGCGGAUGUCGAAACGCAGACUCACCAUAUCUGGAAUACCACCAGGAGUAGCUUCGAAGAUCAUGCAGCACUGAAAACGGAUAAUGACGAAGACUUUCAUAAAGACACUGUCCUUGAACCUCUGGAAGUGGCAGAGAAGUUGGGAGAGGAACUGCAGAAUGAAAUAGAAACAGAAAACAAGAUUACGACUCUCGCGAUCAACGAUGAGACAAAGACACCUCAGUCCAAACCAUCCGCAAUUGUCAUACAGGGCAGCAACGUCAAGUUCGCUAUAAUCAGGUACUAGAUCUAUGGUACUAGAGAUGAAUCCACGGCAACGUUCGAAAAUCUUUGACUUCAAGAGUGAAAAUCUCCAGUCACAAUCUCCUCUUGUACCAGGAUAAUGUCAGCGAACUGUACAUCUACUGACCCUCUCCUAAAUGUUAUAUUUUACAAUACCACCCAAUAAAGUCUUCAACCGACAAUUAUUUUUCCUUGACAAA